Messenger RNA from Trypanosoma theileri, 1284 nucleotides. RefSeq names its product putative small GTP-binding protein RAB6. Bases 1 to 1284 code for a protein of 427 amino acids. Gene Ontology annotation, biological process: signal transduction. Lineage: Eukaryota; Euglenozoa; Kinetoplastea; Trypanosomatida; Trypanosomatidae. The record is from RefSeq and is a predicted model, not a curated record. Gene Ontology annotation, molecular function: GDP binding; GTP binding; GTPase activity. The transcript has a single exon. Gene Ontology annotation, cellular component: plasma membrane.
AUGAAGUCUCCGCAGCGUAGUGAUAUGCUUCCCCGUUCCACAUUGCAGUCAACGCCGUGUAAUUUAGUUUUUGUUGGCGCUGAAGGUGUUGGCAAAACAACAAUGCUGCGACAAUUCACAACGGGGGUCUUCCAGGCAAGUUAUGUGCCUACCACGCUAGAGACAAUGAUACACUGCCAUGAUGUGGAUGGUUGUAGCUAUAAAUUACAUCUCUGUGAUAGUUCUGGUAGUAGUGACUUUAGAGUACAUCGUGCCUCUUAUCUUGCGGAGGCUGAUGGGAUUGUUUUUGUAUUUUCCACCACGGACAGGAAUUCUCUUCAGUGUUUGAUAAACUAUGCGGAGGAAGUUCUACAUGUACGGAAGCAGUCUGGGCUGCGAAAAAGUAUACCCAUUCUUUUAAUAGGCACAUGCACCGAUAAUGUACAACAACGUCAUGUAACCCUCUCAGAGGCGGAACGGGUAGCUUCUAAUUGUCUUUCGUUACUUAACGUACGUCAAGAACGACAGAGUAAGCGAAAAUAUAAUAUAAAGAAGUUUCACAAUGAAUUACCGGUCGGCAUUUCCACAACUCAUCCAGUAGUAGAGAUUACAAAUCUAAGUCCAUUUGAGGUUACUCGUGCAAUACAAGCAAUGAUUCGCAUGGUACAAUACUUUCGCGCCCACUCACGUUUACCUACAUCAGAUGUACUAUACCCACAUAUGGAAGCGGCUAAUUUGUCGUUUCCACCCCCUAAUAUUCUGCCAUAUCUACAAAGUAGUAGUGAUGAUGAUAUUGACAGGGAAAGUUUAGUGACUACAGGGUUUGAUGAUGUCUCUUAUAUCCAGAAUAAAAGUUUAAUGUCAAAAAUGGAAAAAGAAAUGGAUGGAGGCGUAUUGUCUGAAAGUAGUUAUUGUACGAUUCAUGAUCGUGAGUCUAUUGGUAGGAAAGAGAUUGUAGACCAAUGUGGUAGUACACCUUUGGUAAUCAUGAAUGGAUCACACAAGACACCAUCGGAAAAAGAAUCAUAUAGUGAAAGGGAGAACGCAUGGGAGGAUAGAGAAGCAAGAUGUCAACCGGUGGACGAAAUAGAAAAUGAAAACCAAAGACAACAAUAUCAGAUAAGAAGGUCGAACUAUGAUGGUUCAACACGUUAUCAGUCAGCAUGGGUUGCUGCAGAGAUGUGUGAAGACCCACCAGAUGCGAGAGAGCGAAGGACUUCAUAUGAUCUUGGUUCUCAGUCCACUGAACGUACCGUGAAAGUCGGAGUUAAACAUCAACGCUGCCCUAAUUGUAGGGUCAUGUAG